AUUAAAAUGGUAUUAAUUAUAAAGUUUUUAACUUUGUUUAAAAAUAUAAGAAGAUUAAAAAGCAAUAAUUUUUUACUCUUAAUUGCUUUGUUAAUAUAUUUUUAUUGUAAUGUUCAAGAGGUAUAUGCUUUUGAUGCAUUUAGUGGAUUAUCAGAUUCUAUAUUUAAUAAAUUUGAACAUUAUUUUGGUGUUCCAAAAUAUAGUCGAUCAAACAGUUAUUAUAAGUAUCAUAAUCAUCAACAUUCUAAAAGUACUUCUUCAAGUAAUUUUUCAAAAUCUCGAUUUAAAUCAUACUUUUUUGCAACCUCCUCAAAUAACAGUUCAUAUUUUUUAAUUAAUUUUCGACUCAAACAUUUUUAUUGUGGAGAGUUAUCAGAAAGAGACUCUGAAAUAUUUAAUUUAAAUCAAUUGUGUGAUGGUGAAGUAAAUUGUAACACAUUAGAAGGUGAUUUCAAUGAUGAAAAUUAUCCAUUUUGUAAAAAGAAAUAUCAAAAAUAUUGUAACUAUAAUGGAGUAUUUAUUUUUGAUCCAGAAAAUGUUAAAAAUUCAUUUUGUGUUUGUGACAUAGGGUGGAUGGGUAAUUAUUGUAAUAUAAAAGACGACAAAAAAUGCGGUGAAGAUAAAGUUAUUUGCCAUAAAAAUGCAGAAUGUAGAUCAAAAAAUGUUGGUGAUAGUAAUGAAGAAAUUUGUAAAUGUAAAAGUGGAUUUAUUGGAAAUGGAAUAGAUGAUUGUCAAGAUAUAAAUGAAUGUAAUGAAAAUGUUUGUGAUACUAAUAAUGAAUAUUGUAAAAAUUUAAACGGAGGAUAUUUAUGUUGUGGUAAUAAUCAAAUAAACAAAAGAUGUCGUUUUAUUUAUGGUGAGGUUUACUAUGAAAAUAACAUUCAUAUAGACCAAUCAGAAAAUAUUCAAAACAGCAAGAAAUCAGAAAUUAACAAGGAUAAUGGUUUUUCCAAUAUUGAAACUGACAAAUAUAAGUCAAAAGAUGAAUACAAACCACUAUCAGGCUCAAAUUAUAAUAGCAAAAAUGGAGGAGCAGUUAUUAUUGGAAAAGGAAAAAUUGAAGAGGAUAUAUUUGAAGUCGAGACAGAUUCGGAGAACUCAAAUCAUUUAAAAAAUAAACUUCCAUGUAAUUGUUCCAAAGUGACAGAAAAAGAAAAUCCUAAAAUUAUUUUAAAAUCAAAAUUCUUUGAUAUACUUAAUUCAAAUUUGAAUAAAACACAGCUAUUAAAUAAAUUUGAAUAUGAAGAAAUCAAUAAAAACAAAACUAAUUUGGAAACAAAUCACAACACAACGAAUGGGUCACUCCACCAAGAACUAGGUGAACGUUUUGAAUCCAAAAUUAUCCAUAAUAUUGUUAUUUUAAAUGGCUUACUACCUGAGUUAGAAGAUAAGGCUAACUUUAAAAGCGGCACUCAUGGUUUAGAUAUAUCUUUAAGAAACUCUAGUUUUAUAAAUAAAAAUGAUAAAAAAGUUGAAGAAAAGGAAAGUAAAACAAAUGAAGAAAACAAUAAAAAACUAACAGAGAAUCUUAACUCAUCUACCAUAUUUGGAGGUGAAGAAAGAAAAACAAAAAGACCAAAACAGAUAGCCAACGCUCCACCAGAAACACAACUUAUCAUAACAUCAAAAAGAAAAUUUGAAAAACAUUACAAGUCAAAGCAUCCUGAAGAAACAGAUAAAGUACUAAAAGAAAAUGUAAAGUUAAAUGAAACUUUGAAAGAACAUAAAAAAGUUAUUUUUGAAAGUAUUACAUCUAAAACUAAAAACAUUGAAAUUUCGACUUCUUUGCCAACGUUAAACAUUUUUACGUCAACAAAGACUUUUCCAGUGACAUAUUUAACAAAAGCAAUUACCUAUCCAGAUAACAAUAUGAAUAAAUCAAAAAGUAAAACUGACAUCGGAAGUGAAAUGGUAUUUACAACCAAAUAUAAUGAGAAUAAAAAAGAAGGUCAAAUCAAUUUUUUGAAUUUUGACACAACAACAGUUCAUUCUAAAAAUGAAAUAAUUAGUAAGGAAAAAAUUGAACCAAUUACACAAAUUAAUAAAGUAAUUAUUGAUGAAGAUGAUGGUACAUUAACUGAUAGUUAUGAAAAAAUGAUAAAUUAUCCUACAACAAAAAGUACGAAUAACCUAUUACCUAAAAAUAAACAAGAAUUUAAAGAAAACAUUACAACAACUUAUGAUUUAAAUGAAAAAGAAGUUAGUAAAACAACUAUUGUUUAUAAUACAGAAAGUAUAAUUCAAAAUAACAAUAAAAGUAAUAAUAAUAUAUUUGAUAAGUCAACCAAAAAUUCAGAAUUAGUGGAAUCAUCUCAUGAACCACAUAACACUUUAUCAACUAAAAAUACUGAUAUUUCUAGUAAUAGUUAUUACACUCAUUUGACAACAAAAAAUGAAAUCGACACCACAUAUAAUGGCAACACAAAUAAUAAUCUUGAAAUUAAAACAACUAUAAUAAGUAAUGAAACGCCAAGCACAAUAUUGCCAACAGAUGAAUCAAGAUUUUCGAAUUCAGAUAAGCAACAACAUUCUACAAAUUCGCCAUUGCAAUCUACUAUUACAACCAAUGGUGAAACAAGAAUUGAAACUUCAAGUUCAUCUAAAACUGAAAUUCAAAAUUUUUCAACAAAUAAACCAAAUAUCUCGACAAUAAAAAAUGAUUCACAAAAACAAACAACAAAAAUGUCUUCAAAUAAUUCAAAAAAAGUUGUUAAUGAGUCACAUUCGACUUUAACUACACUUGAGAUGGAUACACAUUUAACUGAAAAAUACGAAACCUCGCAAAUAUCUCAAGAUACAACACAAAAUAAUCCUUCUGAUACAACUCGAAAAAUCAUAGAGACAAAAACUUCCACAUCUUCACAAAAAAUAUAUGACGUCACAACACAAAAAGAAGAUGAUUAUGUAUCAGAAGACGGUUUAAAAAAUAAUUCACAUAACUAUCACAAAGGAACAUCAGAUGUAAAUGAAAAUGAGCGAACCACACCACAAAAAGAAGAAAUUGGCAAAAUGACUACAAAUAAUAUAAACCACAGUAAUAUGAUUAGCAAAAAAGAUCAAUCAACUACUAGUAGUGAUGCUCAAAAAACAAGUACAGAAGGAAGAUAUAAUUCAAAUGAAUACCAACUGAAUGAAACGACAACAAAAACUUUUGAAGAAAAUAGUCAAACAACAACUAUUAAAAAUAUCUUAAAAUUAGAAAAUGCUUCAAUAACAUAUUCAACAAAAAAUGAUGGUAAAACAGUUUCAAACAAUAUUAAUCCAACAACAAUAACUAAUGUUGACGAAACGACAGAACUAAAAUCAACAAAGCAAGAAUUGAUUACCAAUGAGAAUAAUGGUAAAAGUACUCCUUCAUACUCAUCAUCAUCUAGUAAUAAUUCAGCUUCAAAACAUAUUACACAAACAAAUAAACAAACUACAAUGUCGGAAGAUAAAAAAUUGUAUGAUAAAAAUUUAUCUACCACAACAUCAUCACCAUCAUUCACAACAAUAACAAUAGGAACUAAUUUUAAAAUCACAUCAAGUAAAUCUUUUUCUGUUAAUGAAAUAUUUACAGAAAAUACAAAAAUUGUUAGCAAUGUAAAUAUUCAAGAUAUUGAAAACCAUGAUUUAACCAAAUUAGUAAAAAAUAAUAUAACACAGACAAGCCAAAUUUCAUCAACUAUUAUACCAAAUAAUAAUGAGCAGUUCAUAGAAAAAAAUAAUACAAACACAGGAAUAACAGGUAAAGAAACAACAUUAGAAUCAGGAAAAUAUAAAUAUUCAACUAAACCAAUUAACGUUUUUGGUAAUUUUAGUACACCAAAGAUUAAUAGUUUAAAUUUGACCUUAGUUAGUCAAAAUUUUAAUAAAACAAAUAAAAUGAUAGAUAUUUAUGGAGAUGAUUCUAUAAUAUCCACCAAAUCUUACAAUAAUAUUAAUGAAAAAACUUUAGAAGUAGAAGAAAAGUUAAAUACAACGGUAAAUUUAUCACAUAGUACAAAAAGUUUAGUUGAUAAAACAUCAAAAAUUAAACAGUCACCUAAAAUUGAUAUAACAACUAUAAGUAGUAUACUAAAACAUGAUCAAAAUCAAACUGAUAAUGUAACCAAGAAUAUUUUAUUACAACAGACAACUACUGGCAUGCAAAAUCAACAAACAGUUAGUAGUGAUAAAUUUACACUACCAAUGUCAGAUAUUACUAAACAAAAUGGUAUACAAAAAACGAGUAAAGUAUUUGAUAAAUUAGCAACAUCUAAUUUAGAAAUUACAACAACUCCAACAAGUACCUCUGUAACAAUAAAUAAUAUAAAAGAAAAAGAAAUAACAAAAUCACAAAAAGAAGAUAACACUUUAAUUACAAAUGUACCAAUAUAUAGCAGUUCUAUUUCAAAUGUAAAAAUAAAAGACAUAAGUAUUGAAAAUAAAAAAGUGAAUGAAAUUGAAUAUAGUUCUUCACAAAGUCCAGAAGGAUUUUCUAAAAUUAACAAAGAAAUAACUUAUCCAAUUUUUGAAUCAACAACACUUUAUUCUAAUGCUGAUAACAAGCAUAUAAAUAAAGAAAGUGUAGGAAAAACUUUUACUGAAGUUAAUCAAUUAACUACAAAUAAAGAUUUAGAAAUAUUUUCAGAAAAAAAUAGCGCAGAUAAUUAUAAAACUAGUGGCAUUACGGAAAAUGAUAUGUUGAAAACAACAUCAUUCAUUGAAAAUUAUACAAAUAAAAUAAAUAGUAAUACAGAUAAAGAUGCCACAUUAAAAAAUAAUCUGAAACAUACCACAAUAAUUAUACCAGAAAUUACAGAAAACCAAAAUACUAAAGGAACACAAAAUAGCAAUUUACAAAAAUUAAAAAAUACAACGAUUCCAACAUAUUUAAAUGAAUCUGGAAAAAGUAAAACAACAGUAUCUAUAAACGACAAAACGUCAUCAUCACAAAUGUCAACAAAAAUAUCAACAAAUUUAGAGCAAAUCACUGAAAAAGACAACACAUUUUUAACAACGUUAGGAACACCAAAAUCUGAAGAAACAUUACCCACCAACAAUUUAGCAAAUAAAAUAGAAACAAAAACAAAAAAUAACGAUACAGAAGGUGACCAACUUACCACUAAACAGUAUUUAAAUAAAUUAAAAAAUGAAUCAACAAUAAUAACACAUGAUUUUGAAACAACAACUUGGUUUGAUGAAAACAGAAAUGAAAAUAUUUCAAAAAAUAGUAAGAUAGAAGCUUCAACAAAAGAUUAUAAAGAAGGAAAUUUAAAUACAAAGCCAUAUGUUGAAAACAAGACAAAAAUGUUCUCAGCAGAAAAAAAUGACAUUUCAAUAGAAUCUACAACAACAAUUCCAAAUGUUAUAAAUCAAAAAAACCAGCAAAUAUCAGAAAAUAUGAAAACCAAAACAACGAAUUCUGAUGGAAUAUAUACUAGUGAAAAUAUUACCUACAAUGAAACUACUAAAAAAUUUGAAAAUAAUGGAAAUAUUAUUAAUAAUCCAAAAGGAGUAUCUAAACAAAUUGAAAAUAAUGAAAAAUUAACUACAAUAUCAGGAUACAAAGGAACAUCUACUCUAACAGAUGAAUCUUUGAAAUUAUCCUCAGACAAGUAUAAUACAAUCAAAAAUAUUGAUACAACAACAUUUGCAUCUAAUGAUAACACCAAGUACGUAGAUGUUGACAAGACAACUACAAACAAAAUUCAGGAAAGUUCAAAAAGUAGUAACAAUUUUGAUACUACAACAAAAAAUUCUUUUGAAACUAAGAAUCCAUUAAAUGAAAAUAAUAAAAUAUCAACAAGUAGUAGUACAAAAAAUGGAGAGUUAGAAAAUACUACAAUAAAAUCAAUUUCUGAUAGUACUUCAUCAAUUGAAAAUAAUUCUGAUUUAAAUAAAACUUUACCAUCAACAAAAUCAACAAAUAAUAUUAUUAUUGAUGAUGGUGAUGAAAAUACUUCUGUAAAUAAAGAAGAAACAAUUUACAUCAAUAAUAAUAUUCCAACAAAAUCUUCUACUGUUGUUGAUACCAGUAAACAGGUGACGCUAGAAAAUUAUAAAAAUAAAAACUUAACACAAAAUGAAAAUUUAAAUAUAACAACAGUUGAAAAUACAAAUUCUGAAAAAAAUUUAGAUAUAUUAACAUCAACUGCAUCAACUAAAUUGCAUAAUUUAAAUCCAUCAGAAUUGUCUACAGACAAAGAAUCAUCAAAUCAAAGUUCUCCAACAACAACACAAGCAGGAUUGAUAGAUCUAAAAACAACAUCAAGCAUAUCUAAAUCUACAAAUGUUUUGAAGAAUAAUACUACUGAAAAUAAUGGUUCCACACAAUCAGAAAUAACCAUGUCGACAAAAGUGGAGUCUUCUACAAGUAUUGAAAAUACUUAUAUUUCUGAUAAAAAUAAAGAAGAUUAUUCAACAACAAAUACACUCACAACACUUGGCAGUGAUACGCCAUUAAAAUUAUUAACAAGUACUUUUGUUUCUAAAGGAAAUAAUGAUAAAUCAUUGAAAAAUAAUGAGUCAUUUGUAACACAUCCAAGUACAAAAAAAACAGAAGAUAUAAAUACCAAUUUACCAGAUAUUUAUGAUAAUAAAAACUUUACUUCAAAAUAUUUGAAUCCUGAGUCAGAAAAAAUUGACCAUACUAACAAUGUUAAUGGUACAAUAAGAAAAGAACUUGAAACUUCUUCUAAACCACAAAAUUUAAAUAAUAUUUCUAGCACAAAACACGUUCAAGAAACCAAACAAAAUGUAUCAGUUACAUCAGAAAUUCAGCUUACUGAAGCAACUUUGUCUUUUCCAACAGAUUCAACAAAAGGAUUUAACAUCAACAGCAAUUAUACAAAAAAUUCAGAUGAAACAGAGAUAUCUUCAAUGUCCACAACAUCAUUUGUUACUAAAAAUAAUAAAGAAAUUGGAACAAAUGAUUAUAAAAUUAAUGAAGACCAUACAACACCUAAAAAUAAAAAUGAUAUUAAUAAAAAUAAGGAAUCAUCUGUUGAUGUAAAUAAAUAUACAAGUUACAAAACGACAAAUACAUAUGAAAAUAAUAUUUCUAAUACUACCAAAAUUAGUAGCAAACAAAGCACAUCAAAAGAAAUUAAUAAUCAAAUAACUGAAAAUUAUGUAAAUUCAGAAGUUACUAAACAACCAAAUGAAUAUAAAACAAUAAUCCCAAUAACGGAUAGUCAAACAAAUUCACAGUCAACUAAAUUAGGAGUUUUAAAUAAAGAAGCUAAUAAUAAUACUACAAACAAAAAUUUCCAAAAUAAAGAAACACCUUAUUAUACAUCAACUGAAACUAUUCCAGAUGGUUCAACAAAAAAAACAGUCAAUGACAAUAAAUAUUCAACAAAAAAAUCUGAUGAAAUCAUAAAUUCUAGCUUUGAAUCAACAACAACAAAAAAAUUGACAAAGCAAAACACAUUUGAAGGAAUAGAUAAAACUUCAACUACUGUUAAAGAAUUCGGCAUAGAAGACAACAAAUCAGAAAGUAAAUUAACAACAACAAAGAAAAAUAAUGAAAAUGAUUCAACAUCUGAAUCACCAUAUAAAUCAUCUAAUGAAAAUACUUCAAAUCAAAAUAAAACGAAUUCUCUUGGAAGUAAAGAAAUGAAUCCUGAUGAAACGACCAAAACAAUUACUACAACAAAUACUCAAGUUUAUUCUAAAGGAAAUUCAGGAAAAAAUAAUAUAUCUGUUACAAAUAUGAGUAAAGAAACAACAAAAGUCGACAAUAAUUCAGAGAUAAUUGAUUACAAAACAACAGAAUCCUCUCCAACAACAAAUGAUGACAUAAAAUAUUUUACAGAAGAUAUAAAUGAAAAUGUUAAGACAGAAGUAGAAUCAACAACAAGUACAAUGACAAGAAAAAAUGACAACAAUAACAAACCUAUAGAUUCUACAACUAUUGGAAAAAUUAAUUUAGAAGAAAAGACAACAAGAAUAGAUAAUAAUUUUGAAGAAACACCAUCGCCUGGAUCAUCCAAAAGUUCUAUUGACAAAGGAACCACAAAUAACUUUGGCACUGAUUCUCCAAAUAAAAAAUAUCAAAGUAGUAAUGAAAUCACCGAGCAAAUCACAAGCACAAAUUCUCAGUUUGUUACAAAAAAAAAUCAAGAAGAAAAUAGUUCAAAUACUGUUAACACUAAAAAUCAAAAAACUGAUUCUUAUAAAAACUCAGAAGUAACAGGACAACCAAAUGAAAAAGAAACAAAGAAUUUAAAUAAGGAUAAUCAAAUUAAUCUUCAAUCAACAACAACUUUAGAUUUAAAUAAAAACUUAGAGAAUAGUACUACCAUUGAGAAUAACCAAAAUACAAAAACCACAUAUUAUACAUCAACAGAAAUCACUCCAAUAAUUACAAGUAAAACUAUACUUAAAAAUGAAAAAGAUUUUACAAGUAAAACUGAAGAAAAUACAAUAUCUGAAAAAAUAUUAACAACAAUGAAUACAUUAGAAGAAAUAAAAACUAAAGAAAGUACAAAUCCUAAAAAAAUGUUAACAACAAAGAAUGUAUUAGAAGGAAAAAAAGCUGAAGAAAAUACAAUAUCCAAAAAAAUGUUAACAACAGUGAAUGUAUUAGAAGAAAAAAAUUCUAAAGAAAAUACAAUAUCUGAAAAAAUGUUAACAACAAUGAAUACAUUAGAAGGAAUAAAAACUCAAGAAAAUACAAUAUCUGAAAAUAUGUUAACAACAAAGAAUGUAUUAGAAGGAAAAAAAACUGAAGAAAGUAUAAAAUCUGAAAAAAUGUUAACAACAGUGAAUACAUUAGAAGGAACAAAGAGUGAUGAAAGUAAAAAUAAAACUUUAACCACAACUGAAAAUAAUAUUUUGAUAAAUAAUAAAUCAACUGGUCAAUAUACUUCAAAUGAUGGCAAGACCACUUCACCAGAAAGACAUGAUGUAAAUUAUCAUGGAAGUACAAAAUCAAUAAGUGAGAUGAAUUCUCAAAAUACUGUUGAAAAUGAUAAAAAAAUUACUGACAGUUAUGGAAAAACAGAAGUUACAAAAUCACAAGAUAAAAAUGGAAUAAAAGAUUUAGUCACAGAAGAUCUGAUUAAUAUUAAAUCAACAAAAUCUUCUAGUGAUUUAAAUAAGGAACCAAUAAAUAAUUACGCAACUAAAAAUUUCAAAAAUACAGAAACAACUUAUGAUAAAAAAAAUGAAUCGCCCACAAUGAUUACAACGAAAAAUGAAAAUGAAAAAUAUUCUACAGAAGGUACAAAAGAUAACACAAAUUUAAAUAUAGAAUCAACAACAAUAAACAUAAAGAAAGAAAAAAUUGAUGAAGAAGAUAAAAUUAAUACUUCAACAACAAGUGAAAAUACUAAUCUUAAAUUAAAUUCCUCAUCAAUUAUGCCAACAAUAACUACUACGAAAAAUGUUAAAAUAAAUUCAUCAUCUGAAUUACCUAAUCAUUUAACUGGAAAAGAUAUUUCAAGUAAUGGUAAAACAAAUUCUUUUUCAACAGAAGAUUUGGAAACUACUAUAACAACAAUAUCAAUAAAUGAUAAUACAAAAAAAAUCAUUUCGCCUGGUAGCAAAACAGAAGAUUCAACCAAAAACUAUAAAGAAGAAAAUUUAAAAUCAAAACCUUCUACUGAUAUUAAUACAAAAACAGAAGUAACCAAAAAUAGUGAAUCACUAAAUCCACAAACAUUUUCAUUAGAUACAACAACAAAAAUAUUUAAUGAAAAUGAUAGACAAACACUAGAAAAUAUAAAAAAUAAAGUAACAGAUUCUGAUGGAAUAUAUACUAGUGAAAAUAUUACCUACAAUGAGAUUACCAAAAAAUUUAAAAACAAUGGAAGUAAUAUUAGUAAUCCAAUGGGAAUAUCUAAACAAAAUGAAAAUAAUGAAAAAUCGACUACAUUAUCAGGGUACAAAGGAACAUCUACUCCAACAGAUGAAUCUUUGAAAUUAUCCUCAGACAAGUAUAAUACAAUCAAAAAUAUUGAUACAACAACAUUUUCAUCUAACGAUAACACCAAAUACGUAGAUGUUGACAAGACAACUACAAAUAAAAUUCAGGAAAGUUCAAAAAAUAGUAACAAUUUUGUUACUACAACAAAAAAUUCUCUUGAAACUAAGAAUCCAUUAGAUGAAAAUAAUAAAAUAUCAACAAGCAGUAGUAAAAAAAAUGGAGAGUUAGACAAUACUACAAUAAAAUUAAUUUCUGAUAGUACUUCAUCAAUUGAAAAUAAUUCUGAUUUAAAUAAAACUUUACCAUCAACAAAAUCAACAAAUAAUAUUAUUAUUGAUGAUGGUGAUGAAAAUACUUCUGUCAAUAAAGAAGAAACAGUUUACAUAAAUAAUAAUAUUCCAACAAAAUCUUCUACUGUUGUUGAUACCGGUAAACAGGUGACUCUAGAAAAUUCUAAAAAUAAAAACUUAACACAAAAUGAAAAUUUAAAUAUAACAACAGUUGAAAAUACAAAUUCUGAAAAAAAUUUAGAUAUAUUAACAUCAACUGCAUCAACUAAAUUGCAUAAUUCAAAUCCAUCAGAAUUAUCUACAGAGAAAUCAUUUUCUAGUAAAAAUUAUAAUAUAGUUUCACUUAGUAUUAAUCAAAACAUUAAUCAACCAGUAACUGAAUCAUCUACUAUUUUUGACAAUGAAAAUAUUAAAUCAGUAACAAGUAUUGACAAGUUAUAUUCAAAAAAUAUUUUAUCUUCUACAUAUAAUGAGAAAAACUAUGUUACAGAUAAAACUACCACUUCUGUCACAGAUGUCGAUUCAUCAAAUAUUCCAAUAAUUUCAACCAAAAAACCGUUUAGUAAUUCUGAAAUUAAUAAUACUUUAGAAAAUACUAAAGAUAUCAAUCAUAAAUUUUCAACUUUAUCUUCCAGAACAGAAAUGAUAAUUGAUAAAAAUGAUAAAAAUACUUAUACUACUAGUAUUAUAUCUAAUUUUACAAGAAUCACUGAUGUUCCCGAUGAUUUAACAAGUAUGAAUAAUUUAAAGACUAACGAAAAAGAAAAUUACAAUAAUUUAAAAGAUGGAAUUUCUACCACAAAAUCAACUAAUCCACUUGAAAAUGAUAAUGGUGAGAAAGAUGUAUUAAAUACAAAAAAAGAAGUUAACUACAUAGUUACUGAAUCACCAACUAAUUUGAUUAAUUCCAAUUUUACUUCAAGUACGGAAAAAUCAAAUGAAACAGGAAGUGGUCAUCAAACCGCAACAAAUACUCCAGAAAUAAAAUCAGAUAUGUAUUUGACAUCUUCUUCAACUAUUGCUAAUAAAGAAGAAAAUACAAAUAAUCAAAUUUAUAAUAAAACAGAAAUUACAAAAAGUCAAGAAUCAUCUAACAAACAGACAACUUCUUUUUCUAAUGUUUCUGAGAAUGGUUCAACCAAAAACAUACCAAAUGUAGAAUCAAAAACAAAUUUGUCAAAAGAAAGUACUCCAGUAUUUGAAAAUCUCUCAACACAUACUACUCAAUCACACAUAGAUGAUAAUAAAACAAAAAACAUUAAAACAACAAGUAUGACAAAAGUUUCAAAUGAUAUUUCUUCAACACCUUCUAAUCUUCAAAAUGUUAAUAAAGUUUCAAGACCAUCAAAUGUAGAUGAACAUAAUAACAAUAAAGAAGAAAUAGACAAAAAUAAAACAUUAGAUGAUCUUUUCAAUUAUUUAACAACAUCUAAAUUUGAAAAAACUUCUAUUAAUCCAACAUCAACUGAUGUUGAAACUAAUUUUUCUACGACUUUGUCAAAUAACGAAAAUGUUUAUGUAACAACUUCCGAUGGUUUACACCAAGUUGAAACUCAUCAUACUACAGAAAAAUUAAAUAACUCUAGAUCAAGCCAUAUAACAACAGAGAAUUUUAAAGAUACAAAUAUAGUAACAACGCGAAGCAUUCCUCAAUUAUUGUUAAAUGGUACAGUUACCACAAGUAAACAAAAAUUUUCUGAAACAUUAAAUAAUACAAAAAUUGUAAACGAUUUACAUUACAAGACUAUUACUCAAAAUCCAUUAAAUGUGACGGCUUUUACAAAUUCUGGAAAAUACAUUGAUAAUACAUUAGACAAUACGCUAAUAACUUCUACAAUUAAACAACUUUCUAGUAAUGAAUUAUUAAAAGAGGGAAACAAGUAUUCAUCUAAACAACCAACAACUUCUUUAACAUCAAUAAAUAUUUUUGAAAAUAAAAAUAUUAAUAAAUUAACAAAAUUUGCAUCAUUGUCAACUUCACCAUACAUCAACAAUCCAACAACAAAAAGUACCAACUUGAAAGUUUUGGAAACAACCAUUAACGAACAAAAAAAAGAAUAUGAAAAUAAUAAAGAAGGUGAUACAUUUUCAACAAAGACAAUAGAUCAACACGAAUCAACUACUUUGCUUUUUGGUAGUUCUUCAAAAUCUUUGCCACAUUUACAAAAUGGAAUAAAAGAUUUAAAAAGUUUAGAAGGAAAAAGCACUUUAAUUCAUCAAACAAUAACUACUGGUAAAAGUAAAAAUAAUUCUGUCAACACUUUGAGCUCAUUAAAUUUAAAUUCAAAACAAACGACACACUUAUUACCAACGCAUAUAUUUGAGACGGUUACCAUUGGAUCUGAAACACAAACUUCAAAUGACCAUAGUAAUGGAUUCUUUAAAACAACAAAUGCGUCAACAACACAUCACAUUUAUGACACUAAUAAAUCACCUGGUAUUGAAAAAGAAGCAUUGUAUAAAUCAGAAACAACCAUAUCUAGAAAUUCUAAAGAAAUAAAUGAAAUUACAACUGCACAAACAAACGGAGAUUCAGAUAAUUAUAGUAAAAUUACAGAAUAUCCUACAUGGUCUGACAAUAAAUUAACUCAUUCAUCAAAAGUUGAUCAAAUAAACAACAACAAUGAAAUAAAAACAACUGAAGAAUUUUAUACAAAAUCAACAAAAAAAAAUAUUCCUGAAAACUUAACAACUAAUAUGAUCACUAAUACUGUAGAAUCAAGUUCUCAAUUAAAUCAUAAUUACAAUGGAAUAAAUUUUACAUCAAAAAUAACAGAAAAUACACAGCAACCAAAUAGUGAAAUUUCAACAAUAUCAAACUCAAAAACAAACAUAAAUGAAUUUAAAUCUACUACUACGAAUGUUUAUAAAAGUAGUGAAGAACAUAAAAAAAUAUCAACUUUUGGUAUAGAAACAACACCAAGUAUUAGAUAUACACAAGUAUCAAAUAAUGUUACACUUGAAAACAACAGUGAAAAUAAAAUAUCAACAACGAAAUUGCCUUUAAUUACAGACCAAACGAUAAAAGAAGAAUCAGAUAAAAAUAUAACGUUAAAUUCAAGUAGAAAUAUUUAUCCUUCUACUUUAAUUCCUAGUAAUUUGAAUACAAUAGAAUUGCCGUCGGUGAAUAAAAAUUUAAAUUUGACUAACAAAGAAAAUACUACUUCAACAGAAAAAUUAGUUUCAACAACUAAAAAAGAUAUCACAAAUACAGUUUCGACAAAUAAAAUUAAUGUUAAUACAGUAAAAAAUACAAUUCAGACCAAGAAUGAAAGUACUGAUAUCAAUGAUAAAAUAACAUUUACUACAGAAAUCAAUGUGACACCUAAUUCAAACAUCCCUGAAAAUAAAAAUAAUGACAAGAACUAUUUUAACUCAUCAACAACUGAUUCAAGUGUAAAAAUAACUACAAAAAUGGAAAACAUUUUAACAAGUACAGUUAUUGAUGAAAAUUACACAGUUAAUGGUUUAACAACAGAAAGUAAUAAAACAGAUUCAAGUAAUUAUGCAAAUUUUACAAAAAAUAUAGUUGAUAAAAAAUACAACUUUACAACCGAUAAAAGUAAUCCAGCAACAAAAAAUAUUCCUGAUAAUUUUGCUAACAAUAUAAAAAAUAAUACAAUAACAUCAACCACAAAUUUGACGACAAUAAAAAAUGAAGAAGAUACAUUGACAACAAAAACAGUAAAUACAAAUAAUUUGUUAAGUGAAAAAAAUUUACCAAAUUUGAAUACAAAUCCACCAAAUUUAAAUGAAAAAUUACUAAAUUAUACAGUGCAUAUAAAGGAUGAAAAUAACAAUAAAUCAUUAGUUAUUGAAAAAAUUCCAAAUGUUGGAUUUAAUCAAAGUUCAAUUACAUCUAAUUUCAAGUUCACAAGAGCACCAGUAGAAAGUACUGAAGAAAAUUUUUCUACAAAUGGAAACGAAAAAACAGGUAAAAAUUUUAAUAUUAAUUUGACCUCUACAGAACCUUCAAAUUAUUACAAAGUAACAGACAACAAUUAUUCAAAAAUUGAUAAUUACAAUACAAUUAGACCAAUAAAAUACCAAGAUAACAGUAGUUUAGAAACACCAAUACAAAACACUACUGAUAUAUUACAGAUGACAACAACUAAUUUCAAAACAACUGAUAUUAAAUUAGAAAACUUUUCAAAUAAAGGAGAUGAAUCCCUAUCAAGGAGCACACAAAAAAAUAAUGUAACGAAUGAUAAGAUAACUCAAUCAACUGAUUUACCAAAUAAUAAUAUUAGCGGUCGUACAAAAGAGGAUAACAUCAAAAAUCAAAAUCUCGGUACAGCAACACACUUUACAAAAGAAUAUACUACAACAACUUCAAAAGAUACUAUAUCAAGAAACACAAUCAGAGAAAGUACACUUGAUGAAAAAUCAACUAAAAAAGAUGAUAAUUUAGAAAAAAAUACUCAACAGACAACACUAUUUCCUAAUAAAGAUGAUGAAAAACAAUUGAAAGUAGGUUUCGAAAAAGAAACAAAACAUACAAUAAAAUCAGAGGAAUAUGGAAAUAAAAAUUCAGAAACAAGUAUUCAAACAAAUUUACAAUCUACGAAAUCAACAUACUUUUCAGAAGAAAAAAUAAACAAUGUAGCAACCAACGAUCCGAAAAAUAUAGAACAAACUGAACAUAAAUCAACAGAAACAAUUCCUUUUGCUACAACAAAUAUACCAGAGACAAGUGAAAAGUAUAGAACAACAAAAAGAAGAGAAAAAAUAUAUUCUGAAAUAGGAUUAACAACAACAAAAAAAUUAACAGAGCAAAACACAUUUGAAGGAAUAGAUAAAACUUCAACUACUGUUAAAGAAUUCAGCAUAGAAGACAACAAAUCAGAAAGUAAAUUAACAACAACAAAGAAAAAUAAUGAAAAUGAUUCAACAUCUGAAUCACCAUAUAAAUCAUCUAAUGAAAAUACUUCAAAUCAAAAUAAAACGAAUUCUCUUGGAAGUAAAGAAAUGAAUCCUGAUGAAACGACCAAAACAAUUACCACAACAAAUACUCAAGUUUAUUCUAAAGGAUAUUCAGAAAAAGAUAAUAUAUCUGUUACAAAUAUGAGUAAAGAAACAACUAAAGUCGACAAUAAUUCAGAGGUGACUUAUUAUAAAACAACAGAAUCCUCUCCAACAACAAGUGAUAGUACAAAUUAUUUCACAGGAGAUAAAAAUGAAAAUGUUAAAACUGAAGUAGAAUCAACAACAAGUACCAUGACAAGAAAAAAUGACAACAAUAACAAACCUAUAAAUUCUACAACUAUUGGAAAAAUUAAUUUGGAAGAAAAAUCAACAAGAAUAGAUAAUAAUUUUGAAGAAACACCAUCUCCUGGAUCAUCCAAAAGUUCUAUUGACAAAGGAACCACAAAUAAAUUUGGCACUGAUUCUCCAGAUGAAAAAUACCAAAGUAGUAAUGGAAUUACCGAACAAAUUUCAAGCACAAAUUCUCAGUUUAUUACUAAAGAAAAAAAUUCAAAUACUGUUAACACUCAAAAUCAAAAAACUGAUUCUUAUGGAAAGUCAGAAGUAACAGGACAACCAAAUAAAAAAGAAACAAAGAAUUUAAAUAAGGAUAAUCAAAUUAAUCUUCAAUCAACAACAACUUUAGAUUUAAAUAAAAACUUGGAGAAUAGCACUACUAUUGAGAAUAACCAAAAUACAAAAACUACAUAUUAUACAUCAACAGAAAUCACUCCAAUAAUUACAAGUAAAACUAUACUUAAAAAUGAAAUAAAUUUUACAAGUAAAACUGAAGAAAGUACAAAUUCUGAAAAAAUGUUAACAACAGUUAAUACAUUAGAAGGAAUAAAAACUGAAGAAAGUAAAAACUCUGAGAAGAUGUUAACAACAAUGAAUAUAUCAGAAGGAAAAAAAACUGAAAAAAAUACAAACUCUGAAAAAAUGUUAACAACAGUAAAUGUAUUCGAAGGAACAAAAACUGAAGAAAGUAUAAAAUCUGAAAAAAUGUUAACAACAGUGAAUACAUUAGAAGGAACAAAGAAUGAUGAAAGUAAGAAUAAAACUUUAACCACAACUGAAAAUAAUAUUUUGAUAAAUAAUAUUUCAACAGGUCAAUAUACUUCAAAUGAUGGCAAGACCACUUCACCAGAAAGACAAGAUGUAAAUUAUCAUGGAAGUACAAAAUCAAUAAGUGAGAUGAAUUCUCAAAAUACUGUUGAAAAUGAUAAAAAAAUUACUGACAGUUAUGGAAAAACAGAAGUUACAAAUUCACAAGAUAAAAAUGGAAUAAAAGAUUUAGUCACAGAAGAUCUGAUUUAUAUUAAAUCAACAAAAUCUUCUAGUGAUUUAAAUAAGGAACUAAUAAAUAAUUACGCGACUACAAAUUUCAAAAAUAGAGAAACAACUUAUGAUAAAAAAAAUGAAUCGCACACAAUAAUUACAACGAAAAAUGAAAACGUGAUAUAUUCUACAGAAGGUACAAAAGAUAACACAAAUUUAAAAAUAGAAUCAACAACAAUAAACAUAAAGAAAGAAAAAAUAGAUAAAGAAAAUAUGGUUAAUGUUCCAACAACGAUUGGAAAUUCUAAUUUGAAUCUAAAUAUCUCAUCAAUUAUGCCAACAAUAACUACUACGAAAAAUGUUUUAAUAAAUUCAUCAUCUGAAUUACCUAAUCAUUUAACUGGGAAAGAUAUUUCAAGUAAUGGUAAAACAAAUUCUAUUUUAACGGAAGAUUUAGAAACUACUAUAACAACAAUAUCAAUAAAUAAUAAUACAAAAAAAAUCAUUUCGCCUGGUAGCAAAACAGUAGAUUCAACUAAAAAUUAUAAAGAAGAAAAUUUAAAAUCAAAACCUUCUGCUGAUAUUAAUAUAAAAACAGAAGUAACCAAAAAUAGUGAAUCACUAAAUCCACAAACACUUUCAUUAGAUACAACAACAAAAAUAUUUAAUGAAAAUUAUAGACAAACACUAGGAAAUAUAAAAAAUAAAGUAACAGAUUCUAAUGGAAUAUAUACUAGUGAAAAUAUUACCUACAAUGAAACUACUAAAAAAUUUGAAAACAAUGGAAGUAAUAUUAGUAAUCCAAUAGGAGUAUCUGAACAAAUUGAAAAUAAUGAAAAAUCAACUACAAUAUCAGGAUACAAAGAAGCAUCCACAUCAACAGAUGGAUCUUUGAAAUUAUCUUCAGAAAAGUAUAAUACAAUCAAAAAUAUUGAUGCAACAACAUUUACAUCUAAUAAUAACAUCAAGUACGUAGAUGUUGACAAGACAACUACAAAUAAAAUUCAGGAAAGUUCAAAAAAUAGUAACAAUUUUGUUACUACAACAAAAUAUUCUUUUGAAUCUAAGAAUCCAUUAGAUGAAAAUAAUAAAAUGUCAACAAGCAGUAGUAAAAAAAAUGGAGAGUUAGACAAUACUACAAUAAAAUCAAUUUCUGAUAGUACUUCAUCAAUUGAAAAUAAUUCUGAUUUAAAUAAAACUUUACCAUCAACAAAAUCAACAAAUAAUAUUAUUAUUGAUGAUGGUGAUGAAAAUACUUCUGUAAAUAAAGAAGAAACAAUUUACAUCAAUAAUAAUAUUCCAACAAAAUCUUCUACUGUUGUUGAUACCGGUAAACAGGUGACGCUAGAAAAUUAUAAAAAUAAAAACUUAACACAAAAUGAAAAUUUAAAUAUAACAACAGUUGAAAAUACAAAUUCUGAAAAAAAUUUAGAUAUAUUAACAUCAACUGCAUCAACUAAAUUGAAUAAUUCAAAUCCAUCAGAAUUGUCUACAGACAAAGAAUCAUCAAAUCAAAGUUCUCCAACAACAACACAAGCAGGAUUGAUAGAUCUAAAAACAACAUCAAGCAUAUCCAAAUCUACAAAUGUUUUGAAGAAUAAUACUACUGAAAAUAAUGGUUCCACACAAUCAGAAAUAACCAUGUCGACAAAAGUGGAGUCUUCUACAAGUAUUGAAAAUACUUAUAUUUCUGAUAAAAAUAGAGAAGAUUAUUUAACAACAAAUACACUCACAACACUUGACAGUGACACGUCAUUAAAAUUAUCAACAAGUACUUUUGUUUCUAAAGGAAGUAAUGAUAAAUCAUUAAAAAAUAAUGAAUCAUUUGUUACACAUCCAAGUACAAAAAAAACAGAAGAGAUAAAUACCAAUUUACCAGAUAAUUAUGAUAAUAAAAACUUUACUUCAAAAUAUUUGAAUCCUGAGUCAGAAAAAAUUGACCAAACUAACAACAUUAAUGGUACAAAUAUAAAAGAAUUUGAAACUUCUUCUAAACCACAAAAUUUAAAUAAUAUUUCUAGUACAAAACACGUUCAAGAAACCAAACAAAAUGUAUUUGAUACAACAGAAAUUCAGCUUACUGAAGCAACUUUGUCUUUUCCAACAGAUUCAACAAAAGGAUUUAACAUAAACACCAAUUAUACAAAAAAUUCAGAUGAAACAGAGAUAUCUUCAAUGUCCACAACAUCAUUUAUUACUAAAAGUAAUAAAGAAAUUGGAACAAAUGAUUAUAAAAUUAAUGAAGACCAUACAACAUCUAAAAAUAAAAAUGAUAUUAAUAAAAAUAAGGAAUCAUCUGUUGAUGGAAAUAAAUACACAAGUUACAAAACGACAAAUACAUAUGAAAAUAAUAUUUCUAAUACUAACAAGAUUGGUAGCAAACUAAGCACAUCAAAAGAAAUUAAUAAUCAAAUAACUGAAAAUUAUGUAAAUUCAGAAGUUACUAAACAACCAAAUGGAUAUAAAACAAUAAUCCCAAUAACGGAUAGUCAAACAAAUUCACAGUCAACUAAAUUAGGAGUUUUAAAUAAAGAAACUAAUAAUAAUACUACAAACAAAAAUUACCAAAUUAAAGAAACAUCUUAUUAUAUAUCAACUGAAACUAUUCCAGAUGGUUCAACAAAAAUAUCAAUCAAUGAUAAUAAAUAUUCAACAAAAAAAACUGAUGGAAACAUAAAUUCUAGCUUAGGAUCAACAACAACAGAAAAAUUAACAGAGCAAAACACAUUUGAAGGAAUAGAUAAAACUUCAAUUACUGUUAAAGGAUUUGGCAUAGAAGACAACAAAUCAGAAAGUAAAUUCACAACAACAAGAAAAAAUAAUGAAAUAUAUUUAAUAUCUGAAUUACCAUACAAAUCAUCUAAUGAAAAUACUUCAAAUCAAAAUAAAACGAAUUCUCUUGGAAGUAAAGAAAUGAAUCCUGAUGAAACGAUCAGAACAAUUACUACAACAAUUACUCAAGUUUAUUCUAAAGGAUAUUCAAAAAAAGAUAAUAUAUCUGUUACAAAUAUGAGUAAAGAAACAACAAAAGUCGACAAAAAUUCAGAGAUAAUUGAUUACAAAACAACAGAAUCCUCUCCAACAACAAAUGAUGACAUAAAGUAUUUCACAGGAGAUAAAAAUGAAAAUGUUAAGACUGAAGUAGAAUCAACAACAAGUACCAUGACAAGAAAAAAUGACAACAACAACAAACCUAUAGAUUCUACCACUAUUGGAAAAAUUAAUUUGGAAGAAGAAACAACAACAAAAAUAAAUAAUAAUUCUAAAGAAACACUAUCUACUGGAUCAUCUAAAAAUUCUAUUGACAAAGGAACCACAAAUAACUUUGGCACUGAUUCUCCAAAUGAAAAAUAUCAAAGUAGUAAUGGAAUUACCGAAAAAAUUUCAAGCACAAAUUCUCCGUUUAUUACUAAGGAAAAUAAAGAAGAAAAUAAUGAAAAUACUGUUAACACUAAAAAUCAAAAAACUGAUUCUUAUGAAAAGUCAGAAGUAACAGGACAACCAAAUAAAAAAGAAACAAAGAAUUUAACCAAGGAUAAUCAAACUAAUCUUCAAUCAACAACAACUUUAGAUUUAAAAAAAAACUUAGAGAAUAGCACUACUAUUGAGAAUAACCAAAAUACAAGAACCACAUAUACAUCAACAGAAAUCACUCCAAUAAUUACAAGUAAAACUAUACUUAAAAAUGAAAUAAAUUUUACAAGUAAAACUGAAGAAAGUACAAAUUCUGAAAAAAUGUUAACAACAGUGAAUGCAUUAGAAGGAAUAAAAACUGAAGAAAGUAAAAACUCUGAAAAGAUGUUAACAACAAUGAAUACAUCAGAAGGAAUAAAAACUGAAGAAAAUACAAUAUCUGAAAAAAUGUUAACAACAAAGAAUGUAUUAGAAGGAAAAAAAACUGAAGAAAGUACAAAUUCUGAAAAAAUGUUAACAACAGUGAAUUUAUUAGAAGGAAUAAAAACUGAAAAAAAUACAAUAUCUGAAAAAAUGUUAACAACAAUGAAUGUAUUAGAAGGAACAAAAACUAAAGAAAAUAUAAAAUCUGAAAAAAUGUUAACAACAGUAAAUACAUUAGAAAGAACAAGGAGUGAUGAAAGUAAAAAUAAAACUUUAACCACAACUGAAAAUAAUAUUUUGAUAAAUAAUAUUUCAACAGGUCAAUAUACUUCAAAUGAUGGCAAGACCACUUCACCAGAAAGACAAGAUGUAAAUUAUUAUGGAAGUACAAAAUUAAUAAGUGAAAUAAAUUCUCAAAAUACUGUUGAAAAUGAUAAAAAAAUUACUGACAGUUAUGGAAAAACAGAAGUUACAAAUUCACAAGAUAAAAAUGGAAUAAAAGAUUUAAUCACAGAAGAUCUGAUUAAUAUUAAAUCAACAAAAUCUUCUAGUGAUUUAAAUAAGGAACUAAUAAAUAAUUACGCGACUACAAAUUUCAAAAAUAGAGAAACAACUUAUGAUAAAAAAAAUGAAUCGCCCACAAUGAUUACAACGAAAAAUGAAAAUGAAAAAUAUUCUACAGAAGGUACAAAAGAUAACACAAAUUUAAAAAUAGAAUCAACAACAAUAAACAUAAAGAAAGAAAAAAAAGAUAAAGAAAAUAUGGUUAAUGUUCCAACAACGAUUGGAAAUUCUAAUUUGAAUCUAAAUAUCUCAUCAAUUAUGCCAACAAUAACUACUACGAAAAAUGUUAAAAUAAAUUCAUCAUCUGAAUUACCUAAUCAUUUAACUGGAAAAGAUAUUUCAAGUAAUGGUAAAACAAAUUCUAUUUCAACAGAAGAUUUAGAAACUACUAUAACAACAAUAUCAAUAAAUGAUAAUACAAAAAAAAUCAUUUCGCCUGGUAGCAAAACAGAAGAUUCAACCAAAAACUAUAAAGAAGAAGAUUUAAAAUCAAAACCUUUUACUGAUAUUAAUACAAAAACAGAAGUAACCAAAAAUAGUGAAUCACUAAAUCCACAAACAUUUUCAUUAGAUACAACAACAAAAAUAUUUAAUGAAAAUUAUAGACAAACACUAGGAAAUAUAAAAAAUAAAGUAACAGAUUCUAAUGGAAUAUAUACUAGUGAAAAUAUUACUUACAAUGAAACUACUAAAAAAUUUGAAAACAAUGGAAGUAAUAUUAGUAAUCUAAUAGGAGUAUCUAAACAAAAUGAAAAUAAUGAAAUAUCGACAACAUUAUCAGGGUACAAAGGAACAUCUACUCCAACAGAUGAAUCUUUGAAAUUAUCCUCAGACAAGUAUAAUACAAUCAAAAAUAUGGAUACAACAACAUUUGCAUCUAAUGAUAACACCAAGUACGUAGAUGUUGACAAGACAACUACAAAUAAAAUUCAGAAAAGUUCAAAAAAUAGUAACAAUUUUGUUACUACAACAAAAAAUUCUCUUGAAACUAAGAAUCCAUUAGAUGAAAAUAAUAAAAUAUCAACAAGCAGUAGUAAAAAAAAUGGAGAGUUAGACAAUACUACAAUAAAAUUAAUUUCUGAUAGUACUUCAUCAAUUGAAAAUAAUUCUGAUUUAAAUAAAACUUUACCAUCAACAAAAUCAACAAAUAAUAUUAUUAUUGAUGAUGGUGAUGAAAAUACUUCUGUCAAUAAAGAAGAAACAGUUUACAUAAAUAAUAAUAUUCCAACAAAAUCUUCUACUGUUGUUGAUACCGGUAAACAGGUGACUCUAAAAAAUUCUAAAAAUAAAAACUUAACACAAAAUGAAAAUUUAAAUAUAACAACAGUUGAAAAUACAAAUUCUGAAAAAAAUUUAGAUAUAUUAACAUCAACUGCAUCAACUAAAUUGCAUAAUUCAAAUCCAUCAGAAUUAUCUACAGAGAAAUCAUUUUCUAGUAAAAAUUAUAAUACAGUUUCACUUAGUAUUAAUCAAAACAUUAAUCAACCAGUAACUGAAUCAUCUACUAUUUUUGACAAUGAAAAUAUUAAAUCAGUAACAAGUAUUGACAAGUUAUAUUCAAAAAAUAUUUUAUCUUCUACAUAUAAUGAGAAAAACUAUGUUACAGAUAAAACUACCACUUCUGUCACAGAUGUCGAUUCAUCAAAUAUUCCAAUAAUUUCAACCAAAAAACCGUUUAGUAAUUCUGAAAUUAAUAAUACUUUAGAAAAUACUAAAGAUAUCAAUCAUAAAUUUUCAACUUUAUCUUCCAGAACAGAAAUGAUAAUUGAUAAAAAUGAUAAAAAUACUUAUACUACUAGUAUUAUAUCUAAUUUUACAAGAAUCACUGAUGUUCCCGAUGAUUUAACAAGUAUGAAUAAUUUAAAGACUAACGAAAAAGAAAAUUACAAUAAUUUAAAAGAUGGAAUUUCUACCACAAAAUCAACUAAUCCACUUGAAAAUGAUAAUAGUGAGAAAGAUGUAUUAAAUACAAAAAAAGAAGUUAACUACAUAGUUACUGAAUCACCAACUAAUUUGAUAAUUUCCAAUUUUACUUCAAGUACGGGAAAAUCAAAUGAAACAGGAAGUGGUCAUCAAACCGCAACAAAUACUCCAGAAAUAAAAUCAGAUAUGUAUUUGACAUCUUCUUCAACUAUUGCUAAUAAAGAAGAAAAUACAAAUAAUCAAAUUUAUAAUAAAACAGAAAUUACAAAAAGUCAAGAAUCAUCUAACAAACAGACAACUUCUUUUUCUAAUGUUUCUGAGAAUGGUUCAACCAAAAACAUACCAAAUGUAGAAUCAAAAACAAAUUUGUCAAAAGAAAGUACUCCAGUAUUUGAAAAUCUCUCAACACAUACUACUCAAUCACACAUAGAUGAUAAUAAAACAAAAAACUUUAAAACAACAAGUACGACAAAAGUUUCAAAUGAUAUUUCUUCAACACCUUCUAAUCUUCAAAAUGUUAAUAAAGUUUCAAGACCAUCAAAUGUAGAUGAACAUAAUAACAAUAAAGAAGAAAUGGACAAAAAUAAUACAUCAGAUGAUCUUUUCAAUUAUUUAACAACAUCUAAAUUUGAAAAAACUUCUAUUAAUCCAACAUCAACUGAUGCUAAAACAAGUCAAUCUUUAAUCUCAAAUACAAAUGAUGUAGAAAAGACAAUAAAAACAAAUGUUACUGAUAUGAUUAACUUAACUGUAGCAAAUACGGAAAAUAAUCUUCCUAAAAUCACAACUAUUUCUACAAAUAAUUCUUUAGAAUACAAAAAUGUUUCUUUAGUAACUCCAGAAUUAACGAUAAGUGAUAAAGGAAAUAAAACAUUCAUUAUAGAUUAUUUAACAACAGUUUCAAAAGAUACAUUUUCAACUUCUGCCGCUGUACCAAAAGAAAAAAAUUUGCCUAAUGAAUAUGAUAAUAAAAAGACAAAGUUUUAUACAGCUGUGGAUUUUAAGUCUUCAACACCAAUUUACGAGACAACUGGAACAUAUAUUCCUGAUGGAGAUAAAGAAAUUACUGAAUCUUCUAAACUAUUUACUACAAAUAAAGACAAAGCAAGUGAAAUUAAUAAUCAUAAUUCUGAAUUGUCUAGUCGAACAAAAGUAACAAAUGAAGAUAUAACUUCUACUUCAAAUAUACAUACUGCUUCUCAAGAAGAGAAGUAUAAAAGCACUGAUACUACAUUAUUAAUUAAGGAAACUUCGACAUUACCAUAUAACAAAGUUUCAAAUGGUAUUAUUAUUUUAGAUAACAACUUUACUGCAACCUCACAAAUUAAAGACACUUCUAUAAAACCGGAAAUUAGUCAAACAGAAAAAGUUAAACUUAAAAAUUUUGGAACAACAAAAUAUCCAGAAGAUAAAAUUGAUAAAUCUUCAACAGUGAUAAACUCUAAUCAAAAUUUAAAAAAUAAUGUUGAAAAUAAACAAAAUGAAUUUGAUUUUAAAGUAAAAAACAAUGAAACAUCUGUUGUUGAUGAAAAUGAUAUUAUUACGCAACUAACAUCAUCACCAAGAGAUGGAAACUUCACAUACUCUAAUGAAUACUCUCAAGAAAAAGUUACAAAACCUGAUCAACCUAAUUUUACCAAUAAGAUUGAAAUAUCUACUAUUUCUAAAUCUGAUAUACCAACAGAUUCCACGGUAUAUGAUAACAAAAGCAAUAUCUAUGAACCUACAAUAACAUCAUUAAAUGUAUUGUCUAGUCAAAAAAUAGUGACUACAGAGAUUCCAAAUGAAUUAAAUUUGAUUUCACAUAAAUAUCAUUCAACGCAAACUAAUGUAUAUUUUAAUAAUACUACUAAAAAAAGUUACGGAGAAAAUUCUACUGAAAUAAAUUCUACCAAAACAACAAAAUCUGACAUACAACAAUUAAGUUCCCCAUCUACACCUUUUUCAAUAGGUGAAAAAAAUCAAAUUCAAACAAAAUAUCAUCCGUAUAGCACCAAUGAAAAAGUAACUACAUCAUUAGAAUCAAAGAUUACAGAUAAAACUUCUAUAAUUGAUUCUAAAGAAUCAUUGAGUACAUCGGUUACAUCAAAAGACAAUAAUUCUUAUAAAUAUUCUACCACAGAAAAAGUAAAUAUUAAUUUAGAAAAUAAAUUAGAUAAUAAUUUAAAUCAAAAUGAACAAAAAGGUAGUAAAAACUUUUUAAUCACAACUAAAGAAAAUACAAUGGAUCAAUUAACAACUGUUGUUAACAAAAACUUAAAUUCACAAUAUACGGAAAAUAUUUCUAGACAUGAAGAUAUUUUAACAACUAUAUCAUAUUCUCCAAUUUUAAAUAAAACUAAUUCAACUUCUCAUUUUGGUAACUAUUCCACUAAAGAUGUACAAACAACAUCUAGUAAAGAAAUUUCAGAGAAUAAAAAUAUCACAAAUUUGAAUAAUUCUAAUUUACAAACAACAGAAUCAACUAAUAAUGUUGAUUUGAAUACGACUGAAACAACUCCAGGAAACAAAAGUACAUAUUCUCAAACAAAUAUUCAAGAAGAAUUAACUAACAAUUCGAAGAACAUUUUUAACAAUGUAAAAUCUACAAAAGAUUUAAAUAAACAAUCUUCAACAAAUUUUCCAGAUCAUGUAUUAUCUAAUACAAAUAAGGAAGAUCAACAAUUAAAAAAUAGUACUACUGUUUCUACAGUAGAAGCUAUAACAAUACCAAAUAAAGAAAUAAUAAAUUUAACAAAUAAUGGUUUUACAAAAAAUUUAAAUAAAAAUGCUACUAUAUUUAAAAAUGGAGAAGAUACUGAAAAUCAAACUUUAGAAUAUAAAUCAAAUGAAAAGACAACAACAACUCAAUUUACUUUAACUGAUAAUUUUGUAUCUGAAAGUAAUAAAGAAAUUACACAACAUCCUAAUAUUCCAUUUAACGAAAAAAUCAAAAACUUUACUGAUUCUAAAAAAGUAGAUGAUUUUACAAAUUCUAAAACAGAAAUUUCAAUCACUACCCCAUUUAAUACAAUAACAGAUAUAAACACAUCAAAAUUAAUUUACUCUAAUGCCGAAAACAAAUUACAAUCAACAACUUUAAGUAUUGAAGCAACGAAAAAAUAUAUUUCUACACAAAAUACAGAUUCAUAUACAAAAAUUCCAAAUGAAAGCAUAACUUUAACAAAUUCACCAACUUUUAAUAAUACUUCAAACUCUAUAUCAUUAACAAAAACUACUUUGACAUCAAUAGAAAACAAUAAAAAUCCUUUAUCACCUAAUAAAAAUCAGCAAUCAAAACUAGAAAAUAAUAUUUCUUCUCUUCAACCCAAAAAUAAUCAAGAAGAAGAUAUUAAAGUUAAGAACAACAAUUAUUUUAAAUCAACAAAAUUAUGGACAAAUAAUCCACAUAAUGAAAUGACUACUAAUGAAGAAGGAAAAAGUAAUACAGAUGAAAAAUAUAUAACAUCUCAUCAAACUUUCACAAAUGAACCACAACUUAUUGAACAGAAAACAACUAUGUCUGAAAAGCCUUCAAAUUCAACAAAUAAUGGAACAUCAGAAUUACCAACAAAAUUAUAUGAACAGGAAAAAGACAAAAACUUUAUAAAAAAUGUAACUACAUCAUACAAUGAGAUUAAUAAUGAAUCAUUUAAAAAUACUUCAUCAAUUUUUCCACCAACGAGCACACCACAAAAUUUGAAUUCAUUGACAACAAGUUAUGAAAAAACAGAGCAAGAUCAGCAUGGUACAACAAUAUCGGAAAAAGCUGUUACUGAUAAAUCAUUAAAAAUAAAUAUGAGUACAUUACCAUCACAAUCGGAUAUAAAAAAUACCAAGUCAUCUCAAAAAUCUAACAUAGAAACUUCUACAUAUUCAAACAUUAAAAAUACGUUAGUAGAUAAAACUGGAGAUGAUAAAACAACAACCGAGGGAGAAAAUUAUAAAGAAUCAUUAAAAAAUAUGUCCAUCUCAUAUACAGAUUCUACAAAAAAUACAAAAAAUAAUGAAGAAAAUAUUUCAAAAGAAGUAACUGAAAGUGGUCUUUUAACAAAAGAAUUAACCACAACUUACUCAAAAAAUAAUAUACCUAUAUUAAUUAAUAAUAGCAGUAUAGAUAAUAAAAAUCCAUUAACAGAAUCACCAAUAAAUGGUAAAGAUGGAAAUAAUUUAUCCUCAAAAGUUACAAUAAAUAUAGAAAUCCCUGAUGAACAAUUUUCAUCAAAAACAAAUUCUAUUGAUACAAGUGAAGAAUCAUUAAAUAAGACGAUAACAUUAUCAACAAUUUCUAAAGACGGCUUUUAUACAAAAAUAAAUGGUUUAAUAGAUCAGACAACAUUAGCAUCGAAUAAUCUCAAGAAUUAUACAAGAACCAGUUCAAAAGAUAAAAUAUCAGAUUCGAGUCAAACAUUACCAAAAAAUGUUGAAGAUAAAAGUAAUAUUAAAAAUUUAAGCACAAAAGAUAAUUAUUCAAAAGAAAAUAUUAAAAAUACAUUAACGUUAGUAACCAUUGAUUCAACAACUUCAAGUGAUUUAUCAUCUUCUUCAAAAAAUUAUGAAAGUACAACCCCGCAUGAAAAAAAUCAUAAUACAGAAGAAACACCUUUUACUUCCAAUAAUGCUACUUUUGAAAAUUUAAAAAAUAACAAUUCAACAAAUAAAAUUGACUACGAAACUACUGCUCCUUACAAUAAAUUUGUAGAAGAUAAAAAAAAUACAAACAAUAACACUCUAGGUUCUACAAUACUGGAAAAAACACAAACGUCAACACCAAAAGAUGAAUCAAUUAGUAUUGGAGAUUACAAAGUAUCAAGACAUAACACAAUGUAUGGAACAACAGAAAAAAAUCAACUUGAUAAGCUUUUAUCAACUAAAAAUUUACCUGAAAUGCACAAUGAAACUACUGAUAAAAUUGAUUAUCAUCAAUUAGGUUUAUCAAGUUCAACAAUAUCAAUUGACAAUAAUGAAUUUACUGAAUUUUCGGUUCCAACUAAACUAAUAGAGAAUAAUGAUUUACAUACUAAAGAUCAAUAUAACUCCAAUAAUGCAAUUACAGAAUUAACAGAAAAAAUUACAUCUCCUUCUUAUUUAACUUCAGAAUCUAAAAAUCUUAAUUAUAAUGAAAAAGUUUCUGAAAAAUUGAUAUUUGGAAAAUCAACUACAGAAUUACCAAUAACUUUAUUUACUAAAUCUGAUUUUAUUACUACAAAAAAGGAUACUUUUAGCACUGAUCAAAGUUUAUCAAAUAAUGAAAACUUUUCCCAUGAAACAUUUACUACUAAAAAAGAUAGCCAUGAUAAAGACAGUAAUACAUUAAAUAACAAUCAUUUUCCUACAAAAUCUCAGAAUUCUACCAAAACCAUAACUUUAGUUGACUCACUUUCUUCAGAUAAAACUUCAACAAACUUUCCAAAAACAAGUGAUAAUGUUAUUAAUAAUUCACAAUCGGUCUCUUUUAAAAAUACAGCAACUACUAAAUUAAUGAUGGUCACGGAAGAAUUGAAAACUGAUGAAUUAUCUAAAAAUAAAACUGAUAAAAAUGAAAACUUGGCAACAUUACCUCAAGAAAGUUUUGAAACAACUCCUCAGUCUGAAAAAGUAUCAAAUACAUUUACAGAUGACAAUAAUAUAAGCCAUAAUUUACCUAAUAAUUUCAAAACUUCUUUGACUCCUGAAAAAUUAAAAUCUUCUACACAAAAAUAUUUUGAAUCUACUGUAGUUUCAAUGUCAAAAACAAAUAGUAACUCAAAAUCUACAAUAAAGACCGAAAAUACAGAUUUAUUAACUAAAUAUCCAAAUGAGUAUGGUGAUAGUUCAACAACAAUAAUAAAUAUAAACAAACAAACAAAUUUAAAAGGAGAAGUUCAUACAAAGUCAUCCACAGUUUCUAUACCAUAUGAAAAAAAUAAUAAUUUAGGUACAAAUAAAUUUAAUAGUACAGAUUUUAUUAAUGAAUUAAAUAAUAUUUUAACUACAUUAGAUUAUUCAAAAUCAACUGUAUCUAUUCCAGAAAAUGAAAGUUCUGAAGAAGUAUCCAACGAGAAAACUAAUGUAAAAACACCCUCAGGAAAUAAUAUGUCAUACACAAAAUCCACUGAAAAUAAUCAUACAAGUAAUAUUAAUUAUAAAGAAUAUUCUAUACCAUAUACCACUAAAAAAAGUAAACUUAUUGAAGAACUUCGUAAAAUGGUUAACAAAUAUGAUAGAGAGAAUACGAAUAAUACUAAGUCAAAUGAUAAAGGUAAUCACAACACACCAAACUUUAUUCCUGAAAGUGAAACAUCAUCCGAAGAAUUGAGUGGCUCAAAAGAUAAAAAUGUUAUAGACAAAAUCAUUUAUAAUAAAAAUACUAAUAACCAACUAAUACCUGAUGAUGAUGAGAUCAUAGAAGAGCUAAAUCAAUUACUAUUAAAAUAUAAUAUUACUGUAAUUUCAAAACCAUUAAUACCAAAGAAGAAUAAGUUUAAUAACAUUCCUAAUCAUAAUAUACCAUCAGAAAAAAGUUAUACAGAUACAAGUGUCACUGAAAGUAAUGUUUCUAAAGAUAAAUCUACAUUACCGUCAAAAAAUAAAGUAGAUCAUAGUAAUUUUACCACUAAACCUACAAUUGAAGAUAUAGAAAUUUUAGUAAAUGAAAUAUCUGGAAUUAUUAAGAAAUAUGAGACAAAAAGUACUGAUAAUAAUAAGCAAGAAUUAGUUACAAAAACAACUACCAAUGAAAAUGAUUUAUUAAAUACAAGUGAAGUAAAUAUUACAAAUAAAAAUACAACACAAAAUGUUUUUACUAAAUCACCGGUUAAAGUUAAUGAUAAUAAUUUAUUUACAACUUUAAUAUCAACAAACACAGAAAUUACAUUACCAGACAAUGAAAAUAAACAUACAAAAAAUGAAUUAACAACUUCAUUACCAGUGGAUUUGAUUUCUAGUAAAAAAUUGAAUGAAGCAAACUUACCAGGAAAUACAAAGUCAUAUUCUACAAGUAUACUUUCAGAAAAAUCUACUGUUCUCCCAACGACUAAAAAUAAUAUAGAAAAAAGUCUCAAAGAAAACUUUACAAACAAUGGAAAAAAGAUAACAGAUGAUAUUAAUCUAAAAAGUACAACAACUAACUUUGCUACAAUUAAGGAUCACUUAAUUACUAAGAGUAUUUCAUCUCUUGAAUCAACAUUACCAAAUAAAAAUUAUACUAUUGAACAUAAAAUAUCAACCAUUAAAAAUGAACAACAGUAUGAAACGAAAAUCCCUAAGGUUAAUAUUGAAAAUAUUUCAGAGAAAUAUUUACCUUUUUCAACUUCUAAAAAAUAUACUAAUAAUAUGAUGACUGAAAAAAAUAAUAAGAUAACAACCAAUGAUCAAAUAGUAUCAACAAAAAUUCUAGAUAUAAAUGAUUUAAUGACCACAAAUAGAAAGGUAAUAUCUACAAGUUUGUCACCAGAUGAAAAAAAUACAAAAUCAACAUUAGAAAAUUCUUUUACUUCAACUUCACUAACAUCAUUAUUUAAUAAAACUGAAUCUUUAGAAAAAACUAAAACAAAUGUAGAAAAAGAUCGCAUAAAUACUACAGAAAAUAAAUAUACUUAUGGUCAAACUAUUUUACCAAACUUUAACGAAAGCACAAAAAUUGACAGUAACUCUAAACUUCCAACUACUUUAGAAAAUAUACAAAAAAGCACUAUUUCCACAAUAACAGUAAACGGUUAUACAGAUUCACCGACAGUAGAAAAUGAUAAAACAACAUUACAUGAACAAAACUACAGCAAUAAAAUUGAUAAAGAUAAAAUAAAUACGGAUUUAAAAAAUUCCUUAACCACAGAGUCUACAAAACAAAAUUUGACCAAAAUCCCAAAUAAGUUUGAUGAAGAACAUUCCACAACAGACAGAAUAUCAUCUAUUAAAUACUCUGAUAAAAAUUCAACAAUUUCUUAUAAAAAUGAAUCAAAUGAAAAUCAAACAAAUACUGUUAUUUCUAACCAAGAUAAAGUACAGAAAACACUUCUAACGACAACAUUAUCAUCUGAUGAAAAAUAUAUAACUCCAAAUAAUGAAUUGUCAAGUGUCACAGAGCCAUCUGUAGAUAAAUUUACCAAAAUAAAUAAUAAACCAUAUUUAUCAACUGUGUCUAAUAUGGGUAAUGAUAAAAAUAGCCAUAACAUAUCUACAUUAAAAACAACACAAAUAACAAAUCCAAAAUAUCAAUCACUUUCAGAUUUAAAAAAAGAAAAUUUGAGUACAAUUUCUACAAUUAAUUUUAACACGAAUAAUUAUAUACCGGAGGAAAAUUUAAAUAAAAAUAUAAGUACUACUUCAAAGCAACCAUUAUCAACGGAUCAAUUUAGUAGGGAAAAUUUAACAACCAGUGAUAAAAAAGAAUCCACAAAUGAUAAUUUAGACAAAUAUAGUACUGUAUCUAUUAAUGAAGUCACUAAAUUAUCCACAGUUAACAGUAAAACUGGUAUAUUUUAUGAAACAACACCUCUUUCAAUCAACAAUCCGGAUAGUUCAAAUCAAACUUUAGAAAAUUCAGUAACUGAUAAUCAAUCUCAUGAAGUUACAAGUGAUUCUUCAACCAUCAAAUAUACAAUAUCCGAAACAGAUAAAAUAACAACAGAAAAUGGAAAUUUGGAUAUAACAAAACAUACCAGUUUAUCUAAAAAUCCAACAAAUAACAAUGAUAAAACUUCACAAGUAAUUGGAAAACUAGGCAACGAAAAAAAUAAAGUUACUACAUCAAUUUUACCAGAUAGUACAAUAAACAAGAUUGGUAAUUCAGAAAGUUCAACAAUUAUUCAAAAUUCUACACCUAAAAAUUUUAUAUAUACCGAAAAUACCAAUUUAAUUAUUAAUGAAGGAAAAAGUACUACAAACAAAUAUGAUAAUGACAAAGAGAAAACAAAUUCUAACAAUAAUAUACAUAUAACUAAGGAAAAUAAAAAAAAUACAUUUACAACUAAUUUAUAUACAUUUAAAAUAGAUAGUAAUUCAAAUUAUUAUACUGUUAAUCCAACAAUAACUACAUCUAGUGAAUCUAAUUCUAGAAAAAUUAAUGAAAUAGAGAUAACAAACAAACCUGAUCAUGUAAAUUUUGUUUCAACAAAAUUAGACAAAACAACCAUAAAAUCUGAAAAUCCAUCAGCUGAGAAUAAUAACACAAAUAAUGGAAAGAUUCAAACAAAAAUAGGUGAUUUCCAAACAACAGUAUCACCAAGCUCAUUGAUAACAUCUCAACCUGAGUCAGGUACAAACCUCUUUGUAACAGUUGACAAUGAAAAACAAAACAAGUCACUAGAAGACAUAAAUAAAACUGUUGUCACAAUUUCUCCCUAUAUUACAACUGUUCUUCCAAAAUUAGAUUCUACAAAUAAAUUGAGUACAGAAAAAGAUAUGCAAUCUACAUCAACAAAGUCUAUAUUGACAUCUAAAUCAUUGGAAGUAUUAAUAUCUGAUAACUCAACAACAAAAUAUAAUAAAGAAAUUGAAGAUAUCAAAAAUUCUAAACAAGAAAUUAACAUAAAAAAUGAUAAAAGUACAAAUCUUUUUAAUAAUUCUCAAAAAUCAACUAGUUAUUUUGAAGAAAAGGGUGUUACCACAAAUUACAAUACAACAAAUAAUAUUAAUGUUACAGAAUAUAUUGUUACUACUCCAAAAACUAAUGAUAUUUUCAAUAAUGAAACUCAAAUAUAUAUAACUUUUAACAACAGUUCUAAUAUUAACAAUACUAAUAUGCCAAAUGAUAAAUAUAUGACUACACAGUCAAUGAAGCAAACUGAUCAAAGUAAUACAAAAAAUGAUAUUAUAAAAACUACAACAACAAUGAAAAAUUUAAAUAUUACAGUAACAAAUGCAAAAUAUGAAUUAAAUACAAACCAUGUCAAUUCUAAGGAAAGAAGUGAAGUAACUGUAUCUAUAGGAAAUGAAGUUAUAGUUGAAUCAACCAAGUAUCCAAAUGAAUAUUCACAUGUAUCCAGUACACCAUCUCAAUUAAAUGAAAAUACACAAAAUUAUGAUAUAAAAACAUUAAACUACCAUAAUAAUACGAAUCCAGAAAAUAAUAAAACUAACAGUAUUCAAUACAGUACCACAAUGAAAUCUUCUAUAAAUAAUAAUGAAGUUAGUACAACUAUAAAUAACCAACAGCAAUAUUCCAAUAAGAAAUUUUCAGAUAAUGGCUUUGAUAAGAACUCGAAAAAUACAGAAGAAACUACACUUAAAUUUACAACCAAUUAUGGAAACUAUGUAUCCAAACAAAUUGACAUAAACAAUUUUAAUGAAAAAGUAAUUUCAAAGACAACAGAAAAAUUAUCUAAUGAUCAUACAACAAUUUCAAGUAAUAAUAAUAAAAAUAUAUCAUCCACUAACAUGAACAAUGGAGAAAAAUCUGGAGAAGUAAUUUCAUCAAUCGGAAAUAAAGAAUAUGAAAUAAAUAAAUUAAAAAAUGAGAAUACAGUCUCAACAAAAUUAUUUAAAUAUAAUAGUAUCCCAGUUUCUGAUAUAACAGAAUCCACAAAUUUAUAUACAGGUACAAAUAAAACACCAUUAAUUGAAGACAACAAAAUAAUUAUUGAAUAUAAUAAUACAAAAAAACCAGAUGAAAUUAAUAAAGAAAAUUUUAAUGAAAAUAUUUCUAAGUCAAUCACAGCAACAACAGAAACAUAUAUUUUACCAAACUUGUCAAGAUCAACAAUAAAAACAUCAGAUGAAAUUGGUGAAACAAAUUUACCUUCAAAAAUCACGAUUGACGAUAAAUCAAGAAAUGAUAAUUUACAAAAUUGCACAGAAAUGAAUGCAAAUGAAAAUAGUUUGAUGAGAGAUUCAAAGAAUAAAGAUUACUCACAAGCUAAUUUUAAUAUUAUUAAUCCUUGUAAUAAGGCAUACAUUAAACAAAAUAAUUCAUUUGUUAACAUAACAACUAAAUUGAAUAAUCCUGAAAAAUCUCAUCCAACAUUAAUACCUCAAUCAACAAAGAAUAGUGGUACUUUAACACCUCAGGUUAUUUCUAAGACGCCAUCUGACUACAAUAAAACUGGUGAUAUCUUAUCUACAAAAGAGCCAGAAAUUGAAAUUCACCAAAAUUCAAAUUACCUAAAUUAUACUGAUGUCACAACUCAGUCUAAUAAUAUGCCUGAUAAAAAUUUGAAUAUUAAAAAUAAUACUUUUAUUAAUAAAAUAAAUGGAACAAAUGAAGUAAUAAUUUCAAAGGAAAAAAAUUAUAAUAAACCGUGUGAUGAUUUGCUAAUAAAUUCUAACAUAUCCGAAGUAAAAAAUAAUGGUACAUUAUUAAAAAAAGUUGUUAUUGAUGAUUCAACUGAACAAUUAGAUAAUGUUAAAGAUAAAUUAAAAGAAUCAAAUUUAACUACAACCACAAAAAGUACUUUAUCUAGUAUUCAUUUACCUGAUACUUCAAUGAAAACUUUAAACAUUACUAGUAAUAUUUACGAAAAUGGAAAGACAUCUAAAAAUAAUUUAGGUACAACUGAUAUAAUGUCAACUAUUUUUGAAAAGAUAAAUAGUACAACAAUUAAAUCAUUUAUAUCUAAUAAGAUAUCAAGCAAUAGUAUUACAACACCAUACAUUGAUGAUGUUUCUACUUCCAGUCCUAUUCAAAUCAAUGACAAAUUAAAUUCUUUAAAUGAUACAAUUUCAAAAACAAAUAAAAAUAAUAUUAUAACACAUAAUACUAAUUUCAAUAAUAGUGAUAUAAAAGAACCUAAACAUUUUGAUGGAAAUAUUACUAAUAAUGAAAACAAUAAUUUACAUUAUAAUUUAUCUGAAAAAGACUUACAAAAAAUAGAUUUACCAAUUGUAUCAAAUGGAGAUAUUAAUGAUUUAACAGCCAAAAAUGGUUAUUAUCUUAAAAUUAAUGGAACCACAAAAUUUGUUUCAAGAUAUUGGGUAUCUGUUACAACACCAACAAUUAAAACUAAACCAAAUGAGAAAACAAGUGAUGUACCAUCUGAUAAGAUUUACAAAACUAAUACUACAACUAAUGAUUAUGAACAAAAUGCCACUUUACCAAAUUCUACAGAUCCAACAAAACUUUACAAAGAAAAUGUCACCAAAAAUAUAUUAAAAGGAAACAAUGAAAUUUCAAAUAUAUCAUCAAUAAUAAAUAUUUAUAAAAAAAUAAUUAUUGACCUGGAAACAAAUACAACAACUGAAAGACAAGAAAAACUUCAAAAAUUAUGUAAUUGUACAUUAUCUUCAGAUAUGGAAAAAGAAUUAAUGAAACAUAUUCAAGAUCAAAAUUCAUUAAUUAAAAAAAUUCAAAAUUUAGAUUUAAACAAAGAAAAUUCUAAAAAUCAAAAUUACCUUCCACUUCUAUUAAAAGAAUAUCAAAAUAAUUUUAAAAAAUUAUUUGACUUACAAGAUGAAAAUAACAAAAAUCCACCCGCUAUUAACAUAAAUUUAAUUCUUCCGGAAAAAAAUUCUUUAUCAAUUACUGAAACAUUAUCUAAUUUGUUUCCUUCAAUUAAUGGAUUAUUUCAAAAUUUUAGGCAAACAGUUUAUAAAAAAGGAAAUAUUUUAAAAAAUACCACACCAGAUAAAUAUUCAUGUAAUUAUUUAAAAAAAUGUAAUUCUACUUUAGAAAUUUGUAAUUCAUUAUCACAAAAAUGUGAAUGUAUUAAUGGUUUUAAGCGUGAUAAUAUAACAGAAGAGUGUAUUGAUGUUAAUGAAUGCUUUGAUUUUCCAAAUAAUGUCUGCCAAUUUCCUAAUGUUCAUUGUGAAAAUGUAAUUGGAACAUAUCAUUGUCGUUGUAAUUAUGGUUACAUUGGAGAUGGAAUUGUAUGUACAAAGAUAGGUGAUAAUAAUUUUACAAAAAUAAUUAAUGAAAAUUUAUUUAAUACAAAUUAUACAUCUAUGUCAAAUGAAAAAGAUACUUUAUUAGAAAAUAUUAAUAGAAUAGAUAAAUAUAAUUGUCCAAAAGGUUAUAUAAAAACAGGAAUAACAAAUAAAUGUGAAGAUAUUGAUGAAUGUAAAAUUUAUGAAAAUAGAAUUUGUACAUAUCCAAAUUCAGAGUGCCAAAAUAUUCCUGGAUCAUAUGUUUGUGUUUGUAAAUUUGGUUAUAUUGGUGAUGGUAUCAAUUGUAUUCCAUCUAAUAUAAUUAAUAUAUUGAAUAAUACAUUACAACAUAAUAAUAUUACUGAAAAAAAUAACUUUAAUGAAACCAUUAAUAAUCAAGUAAAAAAAAUAAAUGAUAACAAAUGUUUUGAUUCAAGUAUAAAUAACUGUAAUAAAAUAACUGAAAUAUGUAUUAAUGAUUGUGAAGAAAUAAAAUGUAUAUGUAAGAAAGGAUUUAUACGUAUAAAUGGUAUAUGUAGUCGUCCCCCUCAAUUACCAAAAUUAAAAAGUAUAUGUAAUAAAGAAAAUAUAACAAUGUAUAUUCCUUAUUAUCAAUUACCAACAAAAGGAUAUAUUUUUGUUAAAGGAAUGGCUAAUAAACAAGAAUGUAGUAAAUAUUAUGAUACUUAUAAUAAAAAAAUUGAACAUUCUAAUAUUGAAAAAGAACUUUAUUUACAAUUUUCAUUUUCUUUAACAGAUUGUAUUAUUAUAUCAAAUGAUGUAAAUAAUACAAAAAAUAGUGAACUAAUAAAAUCACUUGGUUUUGUUACAGUUCAUGAUUAUAACAUUUCAAAAGAUUAUAAAAAAACAAGAUUUGAAAUCAAUUGUACAAGCAAAAUAUUAUAA
Molecule: messenger RNA, 36414 nt
Organism: Strongyloides ratti
Lineage: Eukaryota; Metazoa; Nematoda; Chromadorea; Rhabditida; Strongyloididae
Product: Matrilin-2
Exons: 4
Molecular function (GO): calcium ion binding
Source: RefSeq, a predicted model, not a curated record